Ciona intestinalis (vase tunicate) is the source of this 7105-nucleotide messenger RNA. The record is from RefSeq and is a predicted model, not a curated record. Lineage: Eukaryota; Metazoa; Chordata; Ascidiacea; Phlebobranchia; Cionidae.
UAUAUAUUUGUUGCAGUUCCAUGUUUUGAUGUUUAUUGUUAAAAAUGAAUAUUUAUUAUAAGAAGACACUUUUCAUUUUAUAAAUCACAAUACAUAAGCACAGCAGUUGUAUUAAGAAUACCUCAACCAAGCCAUAGAGAUCAUAACAAUGAAACGAAGCAAGCACACGAGAGGUGGAAGCACAGACGACUCGUUUAGCACGGCCCAGAGGAAGUCGGCGACGCCAAGAAGCACGUCGGUCCCCUCAUCCAGGAUACCGUCACCUACUCGUGUUCCUGCUGCAGUUACAAGUCGUAGCAGCAGGGCAUCUACACCUCAAAGAUCCCGAUCCUCAAGCAUGUCCCCAACAAGAGGUGGAGCUAUUAGCCCAACAUGUUCAGCUAAAAGUUUAGAAAAUCUAAGUCCCAUUCGUCCACCUCGUAAUACACAACUGAUGGAUUCAGGUGGCUCUGGUAGAAACUUGGUCCGAUACAUAACACAAGACUUGAUCAAAAGGUUGGCAAAGGAAGAUGUUCUUGAACAUAUACAGCAACUUAAUUUCACAUUGACUGGUGAAAAAAGAGUCCGGUACAUUGAGAAUCUUGAAGGAUUAAAAAACUUGAAUUUAUUGAACCUUGGUGGAAAUGUAAUUCAACGUAUGGAGAAGCUCGACCACUUGACAAGACUACGACAUUUAAAUCUCUCACACAAUAAGAUAAGUAAACUUGAAGGCAUUGAGACAUUAGUCCAUCUACAAGUCCUCAACAUUGAAUCAAAUUAUAUAGAGAGGAUUCCAACAUGGCUUCCUAAGAAACUACGAGCGUUACGAACCAUACGAUUGGCGGAGAAUAAAAUUGAAUCGUUAAACGAUGUAACACGUUUGCGUACUUUGCACGAUCUUCACAUUUUCACGAUCGCUGGCAACGACCUCUGCGGGAUUCCCCACCAUAGACACUAUAUUAUCUUUCACUUGAGGUCACUAGACCAACUUGAUGGGAAAAACAUUUCAUCUUCGGAAAGAAAUGAAGCUUCGUCGCGAUUUUCACAAGAGGAACUUGACAGGUUGUCGAAGGACCUCAAUGACACCAUGUAUAAGUUGGAACAAAGCCAAGAAGGUCACAACCAGUCACUAGAGGAGAUAGAGAUCCUCGUUGCUAGAGAACGGGAGUCACAUGAUCGCGAGAACAGGGGGAAGGAGAGUAGGGAAGAGUUGGAAAGGGAACUCGACUCGAAAGAUGAUUUACUUAAGAAGAAAGCAAAAGAAUUACAGAAAGCCCAAGCCAAGCAGUACCAACUUGAACAGGAGCUUGCUUUCAUUAAACUUGAUGCAAAGUUCGAACCACUGAGUAUGCCAAUAGGUGAAAGUGAUGGAGAAGGGGACAGUCCCUAUAUCGGGAAGUCUCGUUACAAACGAAAUGAGAUGGCGCUAGAGAGUGAGAUGCAACCUUCCAUGCAUCAGAUUAAACCAUUAAACGAUGAGAACCGUCGAAAACUUGAUGGACAGAUCGCUGAAAAGCAGAGACAACUGAACGAAGCUGCGGAGAGGUUGGCGAGUUUACAACGCGAGCUCCGUGAGACGCAGAACCAGGUUGUCACGGCAACACAGGAACUGCAUCGACUCGAGCACGACACAAAUGCACGAAAAUUAUCUGAAGCGGAAAAAAUGAAAAUUCGACAAAGAUUAGCUGCAAAGAUUAAGAAAAUAAAUGAGAUAAAAGAUGAAGCUGAAAAGAUGGAGGAUUUGUUGAGUAGGGGUCGCGCAGAAGUUCAAAGGUCAAAGUUGGAAUACGACCGAAUACGAGCGAACCUUAAACAUCUGGAUCCAAACGCCCCUGAAUUCAACCAAGCCAAGUCUGACAUGAAAUCCAAGGAGCAACAAAUCAAGGAGCUUACCCAACAAAUCAAAUCAAACGAAGCACAUUUAGAUCGGUUGUUGAAAAACAUCGCAAUCGACACGGAAGCUAUUAAACAACUGGAGGAACAUUUAGAAGGCGGCACAGCAACAUCUGAUGAUGCAUUACGACAAGAACUUGAAGAUAUAGUUGGAGGCUUGCAAGAUUAUCUCAUCAAUGUCCGUCGAAAAGCUGACGCGCAACGUAACGAGUUCGACGACCUUUUGCGCGACAAGGAACGACUUGUGCGACGACUUGCUGCGCUUGAACAAGAGAAGUCCAUCUUAGCUGCAGAUGUGGAUGACUAUGGUCAACUACAAGCACAGAUAUCAGUACUUGGUGAGCUAAACGACUUGCUACAAGCCACACAAGAUCUAAAUGAAUCAAUACUUGGCGAGAGAGGGCAAGACCCUGUCCCCUCUGAUAUAACAACUGCUAUAAGGGAAGGGAUAGCUUCCCCCUUGCAAGUGGAGAAAGCAACCAGACUUACACUUGAUGCUUUGAACAAAUCAAUGUCGGACAUGAACAAACAGAACAGCGCCCUCCAGAGGGAGGCAAAUGAACUUUCCGUUCAUGAAGGAGAUUUACAACGACAGCUGGAGGCAGCAGAGAGCAGAAUCCAAGAGCUCCACGGAGCGAUGCAGGAUUCGGAGCAUCGAGGGAAAGAGGAUCGGGAGAAGCUCGGGAAGCAGAUGGAAGAGAUUGCUCGCCUCCAAAAUAAAGUUGGGGAUCGUGAGGAGGAGGCGAGAGCUGUGAAGAAGGAGCUUAGUAGGAUGAAGAACAAAAACCAGAAUUUGGCGAAAGAGCUUGAAGCACGAAACUCCGAAUUCAACGAUACGAUUGGUUCGUUACUUCAACCUGAUGACGUGCUUGAGCGAUUAAACGGAAUGCAGGAAGCACUAAAGCGUGGUGAUCGCUCAGCUGUGAAAUUUGACAAAGAUCCUGUCGGAAAUGCUCUGGCAACACUGAACGAGGCUAUAUUUGAUCGAGUUGACAAAGGCAACCAGGGUAAAGCUGAAGCCGAGAAGAAGUUAAAUUCACUUGAGCAGCAUAUGUCUAACCUUAAGAAGAAACUAAUGCAGGCACAACAAGAGUAUCGUGAAACAAUGGAAGCAGCCACGGCAGCGAAGAUUGGAGCUGAGAAACAUGCCCAUGAGAGGGCGCUGAAGAGACUCGAUGAUGAAAUGAAGAAAAUGAAAGAUAAAUUAAUCGAGGCUGAAGAUGAUGUAGCGUUGAUGAGAGCAGUUGCUCAUAAAGAAAGAGAGAAACUGGAGGAGGAUGUAAGAGCAAGGGAGGAGAGAGCAAGAUUAAGAGAUGCAAGGUUACAAGCCACACUGCGAGACAUGGAACGUGAAUUAAACGAAACAAAACGUAAAUUACGUGAGAAGGAAAAUGAGGCUGAUCAAGAACUGAAUGAAAAACAAGCAUUGGUUGACACCCUUCAUGAUAAACUACAUAAGAUGGAUGAGCGUUCCAGAGGUGAUGUUCCAGGAAGAGCUCACAGGGAGCUUGCAAGAGCAGAGGAGGAGAUUGCUGCUCUUCAAGAGCUGCUGCGUGCUCAUGAGGGGGAUGAGGGUGGCAGAGUUCGCGGGACGAUGAAGAAACUCCGUGAAACCUUAUCGUCACGCCAACGUGAAGUGGAACGACUGAAGAAAGCUUUGAGGUCGAUUAAAGAUGAAAACCAAGAUGAGAUUGAUAGUUUACUUGCCGAGAUAGAUGCUUUACGCAGAGCUUUGGCUUCAAACAACCAACACAUCAGGGGUUUGUGGCCGGGACAAUGGAUAUUUACCCCUAACCAACCCCCUACCCAAUCCAUGAGACCCCCAGUGUACCCUGGUCCACCCCCACCUCCCCCACCUCAAGGGACUUUUGUACAAAAUGUUGGAAGCGCUGAUCUUCAACCAGGAACCCCAGGUAUGAUCGCGCUACAGGAGGAUGGGAGUUACAUACUUGCUCCGUUUGAAGGUUUAUUCUGUAACGUACCAGAACACCAUCAUCUGGAAGAUGAAGUUGCCGAGUUACAAGAAGCUCUAGAAAAAUGUAGAGAAAAGAGAAAAAGUGAUCAAGCGGAACUUGAGGAACUCCACAAUCUGGUUGGUCCGUUGGAAGAAGGUGGGGCACGGUUGCAUCAUAUGAAAGAAGUGAUGAAAAAUCAUGAAGAGAUGAUUGAAAAGAUGAGGAAGGAUGAGGAGAGGAUGUCUAAGGAGAGAGUGGAGGUGGCUAAGGAGUUGGCCGACCUGAAAGACACACUUGCUAAGAAACUUGAUCGAAAGCAUCAACUUGAAGGAAGAGUUGAAGAUCUUCUUGGUGAACUCCGGACUGAACAAGCUCUCCUCCAGCAAGAUGAGAUGCACGAGGAGUUGACAUCCUUGGAACGGAUGUUGGGAAAGAGGAGAGGGGAGUUGAGGGAGGCCGAUGUUUUGCUCCGUGAGUCCAGGGAGGAGGCAGAGAAAGCUGAAGAGAAGUGUGAGGCGAUGACUAAGCGCUAUGACAUCACAAAGACUGCGCUCACUGAGGCGGAACAGGACGCUGAAGAGUUGGAGAGACAAGCAAGCGAGACGGGGGCAAAGUUGGUACGAGCUCGAUCAGAACUCCGGAUGUUGCAGGAGCAAGUGAAAGAGGCAGAGGGGAGGAAGAUCAAGUUAGAUGAUCAGUGUAGACAACUUGCAAGGCUUGUAACGAACAAAGAAGCAGAAUACACAGCAUUGGAACAGAAGACAGAUCACAUGACGGGGAAUCUUGAGCGACUUCAAUCGGAACUUAUCCUCGCUGAGGAGAAAGAAGCCGAGAGAUUAGGGGCGUUAAGGGAAAGUGAAAAGGUGUUAGCAGAGAGGCGAGAGGAGCUAAAUAAGUUAAAGGACCAAGCUGUCAAUCAAAGGGAUGAAUUGGAAUCAUUGGAUCGAUUGAUGGGGAAAAAGAAUACUGAGUUACAACUUCUACAGGAAAACAUAGAACAACAUCAGAACGAGCUAUCCACUGUGUUGAAAGAAGGCAAAGCAGAUGUGCAAGAGAAGCAGAAACAAAUCAAACACCUGAGACACGAGGUGGAUGAUCUAACUUCAUCCAGGAAUGAACUUGAUGCACAGGUGAUUCGAAAACGAGAAGAAGUUUCAGAAAUUCGUGAAAUGAGCGACAAAGCUUCUGAAGAACUACAGAACAAAAUAUCGGAAGUAAACAAGCAGAAGACUGAGUUGAAACACGUGCUUGAAAUGUUGGGUUUGGAACACCAGGAGUUGGAGAGUUUGCGAAGACAACACGACACAAAGUCAUCGGAACUGGCUGAAGCUCAACGUAGAUUGUUGGAGGAGAAAGCAGAGUUGGAACGAAUGACUUCAGAUGCUCAGAGGAAGGAAGUCGACCUCGCUCGUAUCAAAGAGAAUGUUGAAAAGCUUCGAAGUGAUGUAGAUUGUUUAACAAUGGAGCGAUCAACGUUAGAAGAUACCGUCACCUCAUUGGUUAAGGAGAAAGAUAUGUUGACGUCAUGUGCGGUCAACCUUGAUGAUAAAAUACAAUCUGGAAAAAAGUCCUUAAUGGAGAUACGAAGUGGAAUCGAUAAAUCUGGGGCAACACUGGACCAACUUGAGCAGGAACUCAGCAAAGUUAGAAAAGAAGUUUUUGAAUCAAACCAACAGAAGAAUCAACUGAACAAAGAGAUUGCAUCUAUGAGAGGAUUGGCAAAGGAUUUAAAAUCUGAUGUUUCAACUUUCAAAACAGAGUUAACCGACACCCAGGAACAACUACAGAUACUUGAGCAAGAUUUAAGAUCUGUGUGCAAACAUCGUGAUGAUGCGUCACUGGAGGCAGCAAAGAUUAACGAAGAACUACGUGCCAGGAACCAACAGUGUGAUGUCAUAAAUAGAGAAAUAAAGAGGAGAAAGGAAGAAAAUGAAAGAGAAGAAGAAGAGGCAAGAGCAAGGAGGGAGGAGGAGCAAGAGAAAGAGAAGCAACUGCAGCGAUUAUCGCGUGAGAUCGAGCGAGAAGAAGAUCGUUUGUCGAGAGUGGUUGCUGAGCUCAACAGCGACAUCCAGCGGUUAAAUACGGAGCUAACAGAGAAUCGAGACGAACUGGAAGCGAUUGUCAUCAAACGUGAUGCAACAAUGAGGGAUAUGGAAAGACUUGGAAGAGUUGAAUCUAAGUUCGAAGAAACCGAAUCAAGAAUCGACCAAUUAGAAUCAAUGGUCGCUGACCGUGACCUCGAGGUCACUCGCUGUCGCCGUGAAUGUUCGGACCUCAAGGGGGCGCUAGCAAGCACCGAUGGAGAAUUACGAGCAACAAAAGUUGAAAACGAGCACGACAUGAAGCGAAUACAACAACGGACCCUUGAAUUAAAAGAAGAAAUGGAGCAACAGAAGCAAAAAGAUCGUGAUGAGAUAUCUAUGUUGGAACGAACAGCGCAAGAUCAUUGCGAACGUGCGGCUCGUCUUUCGAGGGAACUUAACCAUUUGAGAGCAGACUUUAUACAAGCCAAGAAAGAAGUCAAUUUUCUGACGGAGGAGCGAGCCCGUCACACGAUGGAGAUGGAGAGAAUGGCUCGUCGAAUCAGAACGGAGGUUGACACCCGAGUAUCCGAGGGAGUUGAUCUUCUUAAUGAAUCUCACUCAGAUGCGGUUGCGGAGAUGAAGAUGUUGUAUAAGGAGAAAGAAACAGCGGGGAGGAAGUUACAUACUUUAAAAGAGAUCCAACGUGGCAGGUCACCCCCCAGGUCGGGGAUUCCCCAUGUGACAUCAUCACCGUCACAUGACUCAAUGAGGGCGCUACAGAGCGAGUUACAAGCGAAGCAGGAAGAGAUAGCAAACCAAAUCCGAACCCAGAUGUCAAGACACAGAGAACAAUGGAAUGCUCGUAAAAUACAAUCGGAGGGAAAGCUCCGAUCCUUGAGGAGGAAAGUUGAUAAUCUUGAUGAACUGGUGAGCAACACGUCAAUGGACUCUCUAUCGCACUCUAGAGGCCGUGAGCUCAAUUUUGACGAUUCCAGGAUUUCAUCAACAAUUGAAGAAGAACGAGAAAACAUUGUCCCUUAAGUGACGUAACAAUGCUUAUUGUUUACCUCCCUUCAAUCCGUCCAAUAGAAGGACCUGCACUCAUGUUUUACAAUUUUUAAAUUUUUAUCCAGUUUUUCUAGAAUUGCACUGUGCGUCAUAAAGUCGAUGCAGUAAUCCAUUGUUCCAUUGUUCUUCUUCAUGACGUGAUAGUUACUUUUGUGACGUAAUGUUACUGUUGCCGUGUGUUUUGCA